Protobothrops mucrosquamatus (brown spotted pit viper) is the source of this 2389-nucleotide messenger RNA. Its product is annotated as zinc metalloproteinase-disintegrin-like batroxstatin-3. The transcript has 17 exons. Gene Ontology annotation, molecular function: metalloendopeptidase activity. Gene Ontology annotation, biological process: proteolysis. Bases 16 to 1971 code for a protein of 651 amino acids. The record is from RefSeq and is a predicted model, not a curated record. NCBI's taxonomy places the organism in Eukaryota, Metazoa, Chordata, Lepidosauria, Squamata, Viperidae. Gene Ontology annotation, cellular component: plasma membrane.
CAUAUAAGGGCAUGAAUGAAGCUGAAGGACUCAUUCCUUGCUUCUCAUAGUCAACAGAGGAAGAGCUCAGGUUGGCUUGAAAGCAGGAAGAGAUUGCCUGUCUUCCAGCCAAAUCCAGCCUCCAAAAUGAUCCAAGUUCUCUUGGUAACCAUAUGGUUAGCAGUUUUUCCUUAUCAAGGGAGCUCUAUAAUUCUGGAAUCUGGGAACGUUGAUGAUUAUGAAGUCGUGUAUCCACAAAAAGUCACUGCAUUGCCCCAAAGAGCAGUUCAGGCAAAGUAUGAAGACGCCAUGCAAUAUGAAUUUAAGGUGAACGGAGAGCCAGUGGUCCUUCACCUGGAAAAAAAUAAAGGACUUUUUUCAAAAGAUUACAGCGAGACUCAUUAUUCCCCUGAUGGCAGAGAAAUUACAACAUACCCCUCGGUUGAGGAUCACUGCUAUUAUCAUGGACGCAUCCAGAAUGAUGCUGCCUCAACUGCAAGCAUCAGUGCAUGCAAUGGUUUGAAAGGACAUUUCAAGCUUCAAGGGGAGACGUACCUUAUUGAACCCUUGGAGCUUUCCGACAGUGAAGCCCAUGCAGUCUUCAAAUAUGAAAAUGUAGAAAAAGAGGAUGAGGCCCCCAAAAUGUGUGGGGUAACCGAGACUAAUUGGGAAUCAGAUGAGCCCAUGAAGGCCUCUCAGAUACUGCUUACUCCUGAACAACAAAGAUACUUGUACGCCCCAAAAUACGUUAAGCUUAUCAUAGUUGUGGAUGAUGUAAUGGUCAGGAAAUACACCCACAAUUUAAUUGCUUUAAAAAAAAAAAUAUUUGAAAUCAUCAACAUUUUAACUCUGAUUUACAAAUAUUUGAAUAUUAAUGUAGCAAUGGUUGGCCUAGAAAUUUGGACCAAUGGAGAUAAGAUUAACGUGCAGUCAGCAGUGAAUAUCACUUUGGACUUAUUUGGAAACUGGAGAGAGACAGUCUUGCUGAAGCGCAAAAAUCAUGAUAAUGCUCAGUUACUCACGGGGAUUGACUUUGAUGGAAACACUGUAGGAUUUGCUUACAUAGGCAGCAUGUGCAUGCCGAAGCAUUCUGUAGGAAUUGUUCAGGAUCAUGGUAAAUCAUAUCAUUUGGCUGCAGUUACAAUGGCCCAUGAGAUGGGUCAUAAUCUGGGCAUGCAUCAUGACAGAAAUUCCUGUACAUGCCUUGCUCACUCAUGCAUAAUGUCUGCGACACUAAGCAACGAACCUUCCUAUCAGUUCAGCGAUUGUAGUAAGGAUGACCAUCUGAGGUAUCUUAUUAGUCAUACCCCACAAUGCAUUCUCAAGGAACCCUUGAGAACAGAUAUUGUUUCACCUGAAGUUUGUGGAAAUUACCUUGUGGAGGAAGGAGAAGAAUGUGACUGUGGCCCUUUAUGGAAUUGUCAAAAUCCAUGCUGCGAUGCUGCAACCUGUAAACUGAGACCAGGGGCGCAGUGUGCAGAAGGACUGUGUUGUUACCAAUGCAGAUUUAGGACAGCAGGAGCAGAAUGCCGGCCAGCAAGGAGUGUGUGUGAUUUGCCUGAACAGUGCACAGGCCAAUCUGCUGACUGUCCCACAGAUCGCUUCCAUAGGAAUGGACAACCAUGCCUAAACAACCAUGGUUACUGCUACAAUGGGAAUUGCCCCAUCAUGUUAUACCAAUGUAUUACUCACUUUGGGUUAGGUGCAACUGUGGGUCAUGAUGCAUGUUUUAAUAAAAACCUGCAAGGCCAAGGUCAUUUCUUCUGCAGAAGGGAAAACGGUAGAAUCUUUCCAUGUGCACCACAGGAUGUAAAGUGUGGCAGGUUAUACUGCAAACUUCAUAAUGACAACGCAUAUCCAUGCAGAUACAAAUAUUCAGAUGAUUAUUCAGAUGACCUCCUAGAUGAUGGAAUGGUUGAUCAUGGAACAAUAUGUGCAGUUGGAAGGGUCUGCAGAAACAGGCAGUGUGUUGAUGUGAAUACAGCCUACUAAUCAACCACUGGCUUCUCUCAGAUUUGAUUUUGGAGAUUCUUCUUCCAGAAGGUUUGGCUUCCCUCAAGUCCAAAGAGAUCCAUCUGUCUUUAUUCUACUAGUAAAUCACCCUUAGCUUCCAGAUGGCAUCCAAAUUCUGCAAUAUUUCUUCUCCAUAUUUAAUGUGAUUAUAUUUUGCUGUAAUCAAACCUUUUUCCCACCACAAAGCUCCAUGGGCAUGUACAACACCAAGGGCUUAUUUGCUGUCAAGGAAAAAAAAUGGCCAGUUUAUCAUUUGCCAAUUGCAAAGUACAUUUAAUGCAACAAGUUCUGCUUUUUGAACUGGUGUAUUCGAAGUGAAUGCUUCCUCUCCCAAAAUUUCAUGCUGGUUUUGCAAGAUGUAGCUGCUUCCAUCAAUAAACUAACUAUUCUCAUUCUG